Molecule: messenger RNA, 669 nt
Organism: Cooperia oncophora
Lineage: Eukaryota; Metazoa; Nematoda; Chromadorea; Rhabditida; Trichostrongylidae
Source: the annotation of a GenBank genome assembly
AUGAUGCGGGAAUGGUUAGCGCUUUAUGAAGACCAAGGCAAUUCACAUAUUCAGAUGCGCACGACAUCCUUUCAACUACCUCCUGAUACGUUCCCAUCUGUGGUUUCUACAAGCGAUCUGGCACGAGAAAUAGACACUGUUGAAGAGUUUCUCAGCACCUCGCCAUCGCCUGUCGUCUUUUGCCACAAUGAUCUCACUUCUGGGAACUUGUUGAUCAGCACGAGCAAAUCCGUCGAUUCGUCGACGCCUGAUGGGAUCUUAUUGAACGGAAACGACAAAGAGUCCUUGUCCCUGAACCUGGUCGAUUUUGAAUUCAGCUUUUAUAACUACAGGGGCUUUGACUUGGCUAACUAUUUCUGCGCCUCGGCUAUUGAACACAAUCUUCGCGAGUAUCCACGCUAUCGAAUCGAUCUAAACAAACUGCAUAAUCGAUCGAUGAAAAUGGAGUUUUGUAAGGAGUACGUUCGAGAAGCCAAAAAGCUGAACAUCUCUAUUAAAUCGGACCUUAGCCUUCUACGGGAAAUCAAUCAGUUCGAACCGGUCGUUAACUUAUUCUGGGCUAUAUUUAAUCUAUAUUGUGAAAAGGACACUUUGGCAAUAAUGGAUUGCGAAGCAUACGCUUGUGACCGACUUGCUCUUUACUAUCAAUCACGAAGUUAUUUUAUGUGA